Ambispora gerdemannii is the source of this 1482-nucleotide messenger RNA. The record is from the annotation of a GenBank genome assembly. NCBI's taxonomy places the organism in Eukaryota, Fungi, Glomeromycota, Glomeromycetes, Archaeosporales, Ambisporaceae.
AUGGCCCAGUUACAAGUAAUUCUGGACCGGCUCGUUGCUGAGAACUUACAUGGUCCAGUAUCAAGCACCACUACUAUUUCUAACACUUCAGGUGUGUCUUCUACUGUGAAUUACUCGUCGCAACUUCAAAGAAAUCUACUACGGAAACCAGUGUCACAAGGCGACUUAUUUUCCGCCUUUCAUCAACGUGACGAAGAGGAUAUGGACGAUAAUGACCCAAGAUGGCUAAAUCUUUUUAUAGAAUAUUUUCUAGAAAAUAGUGACACUAAGAAUGAUGAUUUAUUAUUUUUCGUUCGGCAAACACAUUCUGAAAGCGAAGAACUAGAUCCGGUUUUUGUUAAACGAAAAUCACCACAGCCACAUAUUAUGCCGCCAUUAGAAGAUGCUGUUUUGUGGAAAGAGACGUUCUUUCUGAACUUAAUAGUGCAGUUGCCAUGUAAAUUAACGGUGGCUGUGUGUACUCGUACAACCACAAGUAAUGAUGAUGCUAGUUCUGACGGAGGAAGCGGAAAUCAAAAAACUAGUAUGACAUGUUCGCGUAAACACGUGUCAAAAAGAGUUUAUGCAUUACCAACAAAACCUCGAAUGGAUGCAAAAGAGACAUCAAUGGAAUGUUCAUAUCCACUAAUUUAUUAUGUAAUUGACGAUUAUGAAGAGAUGUUCGAACAUUUAAUUGUAACCGAGGGAGAAUAUUUAUGCGUGGAAUUGGCGGUGACUAUACCAAGAAAGUCUGACGUCGAGGAAGAUUCGGACGAGGAAGAAAGCGAUGAUGAUUAUUAUUCGCGGAAUAGUCAACGAAAGAAUCGAAGGUCAAUGACAAAUGGGCCGUUCCCGCAGCCAUGCAAUGAUAAUAAAAUUACUUUGUUUCAAGGUGCUGCAUCUUACUCGUCUUUAUUAGAGAUUUAUAAACAGAAAUCGGCUAGUAAAUUAAAUCGGCGAUUUAAAAUGGGACCUGUUACUCCACCCACGGAAUAUGUAAUGAUGCGUGGUCCAGGAGGAAAGGGACAUGCACAGGCUUGUGAACUUUAUUAUUACAUAUUAUUGGAUAGAGUGCUUUUAGAUAAUGAUUUUAAUGACAAUUCUUAUGAUAUAAAGGUUGCAAUAACAGCUACUUCGAUAGAGGAAGAGGUUAAUGAUUCGCCGGAGAUGAAUGAAUCCCCACCAUCUUCACUCCAGAAUGAAUCCCCGCCGUCUUCACUCCAACAAGCUGCAAACUUUUUUCGAGGUCAUAGCAAUACUUGGAAUAUGAAUACUUAUAAUAGAGGAACAUUACGAAGUAAUUCACAAUCACAACAACGCACAAAUACUUCUGCUUCCUUUUUCCAAUCAUUAAAACGACUGUCAUUAGCACAACUUGCGAUAACAGAUCGCUCGCUCACAGAUCCUGAAAGCUUAAAAUGCUGUAUGACAUUUGUUAAUGUUCCUUGGACAAGUAUAGUAAGUGACUUGACAACAUAUGCACGAAAAAAGAAUUUAACAUAA